AUGUCACCAAUCACAUUAUACACCUAUCCAGAAUCCACCUCAAUCGCACCGCAUAUACUCUUACACGAGAUCGGCGUCCAGUUCGAGACCGUCGACAUCACGUCGGCCGAAGAUGGGCUCGAAGAGCUGCGAAAACUCAAUCCUAAAGCACGUAUCCCGGUUCUGAUCAUCGACGACCAAGUCAUCACAGAAUCAACAGCCAUCAUGACUGCAAUUGCCCAGCUCGCGCCUGAGAAACACCUGCUUGGCAAGACCAACCUCGAAGUUGUCCGCGUGUAUGAAUGGUUGAACUGGUUAUCUGGCACACUUCAUGGACACGCGUGGGGCAUGGUGUUCAGGCCAGAGAGGUAUAUUGACGACGUUAGUAUGCAUGAUGCGGUCAGAGCCAAAGGGAUGGUAGCAGCGAAGGAGAUAUAUGAGAUGGUAGAGGAUCAUUUGCGAGGUGUGCAUGCUGUCGGUGAUGGUCUCACCGUUGUUGAUGCAUUCUUGUAUGUCUUCUAUCGUUGGGCAACCAGCACCAAGUGGUCUGUAGAGUACAACACUGUCAAGAGGCAGAAGUUGUUCCAAAACACCCCCAAGGACCGCAGCGCCUUCCCUGCCCUCCAAGCCGCGGUCAAGCCACACAUCGAGUCUUUCAAUGCUCUAUGGGAGGAGAGCUUGGUAGAUGCAGGCCUGAAAGACAUAGGCAUACAGACCGUCGUCGAUGGCGAUCCUCGAAAUCCCAGUCGUUCGAUAGCACGGAACAGACUGGACCUCAGGGUGACAGAAGUUCUACUCGAGAAAGCUGUCCUACCGCCAACCAAUAAAUACAGCAUCCAAGACCGAAAUAUCUAUCCUGCCGAGUGUCGCGAAAGACACGCUACAUACCGAGGAAAGCUGAGAGCACGAUUACAAUACAGAAUAAACAAUGGCGAUUGGAAAGAGUCAGUACGAGAUAUCGGUCAGAUGCCCAUCAUGCUGCGCUCAAACAGAUGCCAUCUCGAACGGUUCUCUCCCGCGGAGAUGGUCCGUCGUAAAGAAGAGUCUGAAGAGCUAGGAGGCUACUUUAUUGUCAACGGAAACGAGAAGCUCAUACGAAUGCUGAUUGCAUCGCGGCGGAACUACCCAAUGGCCAUAUCACGACAUGCGUUCACCAACAGAGGACCGACCUUUUCCAAAUUCGGCAUACAGAUACGAUCCGUCAGACCUGAUCAGAGUUCUCAAACCAAUGUGCUUCACUACCUGACCGAUGGAAACGUUACAUUCAGAUUUUCCUGGCGAAAGAACGAGUACCUGAUUCCAGUGGUCAUGAUUCUGAAGGCUUUGGUCGAGACCAACGACCGCGAAAUCGCCGAAAGCAUCAUCGGCUCAUCAUCCUCAAAAUCUCCCAAUUCGUUUGUAUCCGAUCGUACCGAACUCCUCCUGAGAACAUACAAAGCAUACAACCUGAAAACGAGAGCACAAACACUAGCCUACCUCGGCGAAAAAUUCCGACCAGUCCUGGGGUUACCCAUUACCACACCGGAUGAAAAGAUUGGCGAGGAGUUCUUGAGGAAGAUUGUGCUACCGCAUCUCGGCAACGUCGAUGUGACCGCAGCCCAGAACAACGAUAAGUUCCAACUGAUGCUGUUCAUGAUCAGGAAGCUGUACGCUCUAGCGGCGGGUGAUUGCUCGUUGGACAAUCCUGAUGCUGUAUCAAAUCAAGAGGUUCUGCUGGGUGGUUUCCUUUAUGGCAUGAUUCUGAAGGAGGGCAUUCACGAUUGGCUCGUCGGGAUCGGGCUAGCUGCGCGAGAAUGGCUCCGGAUGAAGAACGGCGCCAAAUUCACAGAUCCGGGCUUUGAAGCAGACUUUCUUCCCAAAAUUGUGCGCAGGACGAAUGAAAACAUUGGAGGUAAAUUGGAAUACUUCCUAUCGACAGGUAAUCUGGUCAGUCAGACUGGGUUGGAUCAGUCGCAGACGUCAGGCUUCACCAUUGUCGCCGAGAAGAUCAACUUCUACCGGUUCAUCAGUCAUUUCCGGUGUAUCCAUCGAGGAACGUUCUUCGCGCAGCUCAAGACAACCACAGUCCGGAAACUGCUACCAGAAAGUUGGGGGUUCCUAUGCCCUGUUCACACUCCUGAUGGCUCUCCUUGCGGUCUGCUGAACCAUCUCGCCCAUCAAUGUAUGGUGCAGAUCAAGAAGAUCGACACAUCUGGUAUUGAAAAGGCUGUGAUACAGCUAGGCCUGUCCCCUGUGCCGGCAAUGGACAUCGAAGAUAGUUUGUCAGUACAGCUCGACGGACGUAUCCUAGGAUACUGCCACGCGAAGCGAGCUAGAGACAUCUCUCAGCUCCUUCGGCAUUGGAAGGUCAAUGGCGAGCACAGUAUCCCCACAGAGCUUGAAAUCGGGUUUGUCCCAACAUCGAACGGCGGCCUGUAUCCCGGUCUGUACCUCUUCACCGACCCAUCCCGAAUGUUGCGGCCGGUCAGGUACAUCGCCGCAGACAAAAAUGACUUUGUUGGCCCCUUCGAACAGCAAUACAUGAAUAUCGCUUGCGUGGAAGCCGAUAUCAUACCUAAUCUCACCACCCACAUCGAGCACAAACCGACCAACAUUUUCUCCAUUCUCGCCAACAUGACCCCGUUCUCCGACUUCAACCAGUCUCCCCGAAAUAUGUACCAGUGCCAGAUGAGCAAGCAGGCCAUGGGCACGCCUUCAUCGAACAUGAUGUGCCGAACAGAUAACAAAGCUUACCUCCUGCAGACUGGACAGACACCAGUAGUCCGGCCGCCACUUUACAACGAGUACGGCCUGGACAAUUUUCCUAACGGCAUGAACGCGGUCGUCGCCGUGAUUUCCUAUACUGGCUACGACAUGGACGAUGCUAUGAUUAUCAACAAGUCGGCGCAUGAGCGAGGGUUUGGUGAUGGCGUGAUCUACAAGACAAAGGUCUACAACCUGGACGAGAAGUCCCGCGCUGCUCGGUCCAAGACUGAGAUCAAGUCCCUGUUCGGCUUUGCCGAGGGGGACCCCAACAUUUCGCCUGAAGCUCACAGCGCGCUCGACUCCGACGGUCUACCAGGUAUUGGCACCAGAGUCAAAGAAGGUGAUAUUGUGUUGGCCUACCACAGCGUCAUGUUCGAUCCAUCCGAAGGUAAAUUGAGGAACCUGGACGGGAAGACAUCAUUUUAUAAGUAUAAAGAAGCCGAAGAAGCUUGGAUAGACCAGGUUCGAUUGAUAGGAUCCGAAAACGGCGACCAACCGUGCCAGGCAAUCAGUAUCAAGUACCGCAUUCCCCGACGACCGAUCAUUGGAGACAAAUUCUCCUCCCGCCAUGGGCAGAAGGGUGUCUGCUCAAUGUUGUGGCCCAGCGAGGACAUGCCGUUCAGCGAAACUGGCAUUCAACCCGAUGUGAUCAUCAACCCGCACGCUUUCCCGUCUCGAAUGACAAUUGGCAUGUUCGUUGAGUCUUUGGCCGGUAAAUCCGGUGCUCUGCAUGGCCUGGCGCAAGAUUGCACACCGUUCUCGUUCGAUGAAGACAACACCGCGGGUAACUUCUUCGGUGAUCAACUUCGACAGGCCGGGUACAACUUUUACGGAAACGAGCCUAUGUACAGCGGUAUUACUGGCAAGGAGUUCGCUGCCGACAUAUACAUGGGCGUCGUGUACUACCAGCGACUGAGACACAUGGUCAGCGACAAGUUCCAGGUGCGGACGACCGGUCCGGUCAACGCACUCCACGGCCAGCCGAUCAAAGGCAGGAGUAAGGGUGGUGGUAUUCGUGUCGGAGAAAUGGAGCGGGAUUCGCUCAUUGCUCACGGCUGCAUGUCGUUGUUGCAGGAUCGGCUGAUGGACUGUUCCGACAAGACUAGGGCGUGGGUGUGCCGCUCUUGUGGCAGCUUCAUCAGUACCAUGAUGGUGCCGAACCAGUUCACCCUUGGCAAGAGAGGCGGUCGUGUCCAGCCCAGUGGGAUUGUGAGGUGUCGUGCUUGCGCCAGACCCGCAGCGUUCGAGGACAGCAAAUUGAACGUCUGGGAGGACGGUGCUGGGCGGAAAUAUUUUGGCGGCGACAACACCACCGUCGUCUUUGUACCACAAGUUUUGCGGCUAUUGGACAUAGAGCUGAGCACAAUGGGAGUUCGAACGAGGUUCGACAUAGAGAAUUGA
Molecule: messenger RNA, 4125 nt
Organism: Exophiala viscosa
Lineage: Eukaryota; Fungi; Ascomycota; Eurotiomycetes; Chaetothyriales; Herpotrichiellaceae
Product: DNA-directed RNA polymerase I subunit RPA2
Exons: 2
Coding region: 1-4125 (1374 amino acids)
Biological process (GO): DNA-templated transcription
Cellular component (GO): RNA polymerase I complex; nucleus
Molecular function (GO): ribonucleoside binding; DNA binding
Source: RefSeq, a predicted model, not a curated record